AUUCAGAAAAACCACGCGCCUUGUGUGGAGACGGAGGAGAAACGAAAGAUUUCAUAUCUCAUUCCUCUCAACGAAAUCGCAGACGAUUCCCACUGUUUCUCAAACCAUCGGAGAAAAAACGAAGAGCGUCUGAGAUGGCGACGAAGAUUGGGAUGAUGGAUGCGGCGUACUUCGUCGGCAGAUCGGAGAUUCUCGCUUGGAUCAACUCCACUCUCCAACUCAACCUCUCCAAAGUCGAAGAGGCGUGCUCUGGAGCGGUUCACUGUCAGCUACUGGACGCCGUUCAUCCAGGGAUGGUGCCGAUGCACAAGGUCAAUUUCGAUGCCAAGAGCGAGUAUGAGAUGAUUCAGAACUACAAGGUCCUCCAGGAUGUGUUCAAUAAACUCAAAAUCACCAAGCAUAUUGAAGUAAGCAAGCUUGUGAAAGGGAGGCCACUGGAUAAUCUGGAGUUCAUGCAGUGGCUCAAGCGCUACUGCGAUUCCGUCAAUGGAGGCCUUGUCAGUUACAACCCAAUUGAGAGAAGAGAGGGUAGCAAAGGUGGGAAAGAAGCGGGGAAGAAAGGUCCACCGGCUCAUACUUCGGCUAAGGGCGGCGCUGCGGCUGCUCCCAGACCACAGUCCCACCACGGUGGUGCUCGGAGGAAUGAGUUGUCUUCUUCGGUGAACUCCAGCUCUUCUUCAACCCUAAGCGUCAAGGCUUCUAGACCUCCACCGCCUGCACCAGCAUAUGAAGAACAGGUAAUAACAAAGAAGAAGAAAUAGGAGUUG
This is a messenger RNA of Linum tenue, 767 nucleotides long. The record is from the annotation of a GenBank genome assembly. NCBI's taxonomy places the organism in Eukaryota, Viridiplantae, Streptophyta, Magnoliopsida, Malpighiales, Linaceae.